Molecule: messenger RNA, 273 nt
Organism: Phaeoacremonium minimum UCRPA7
Lineage: Eukaryota; Fungi; Ascomycota; Sordariomycetes; Togniniales; Togniniaceae
Product: putative duf543 domain protein
Exons: 2
Coding region: 1-273 (90 amino acids)
Cellular component (GO): mitochondrial inner membrane; MICOS complex; mitochondrion
Source: RefSeq, a predicted model, not a curated record
AUGGCAGAGACAGCAGUUCCUCCCCCUCCGCCCAGCACGGUCGCGCGACCAGUCAGUGAGGCACUUUUGAACGAGAAGUGGGACCGAUGCCUGUCCAACCUGCUGGUCAAAUCUACUCUCGGACUGGGCUUCGGCGUUGUGUUCUCGGUGCUCCUGUUCAAGCGAAGAGCAUGGCCCGCAUUUGUUGGAGUCGGUUUCGGUGCAGGCCGGGCGUAUGAGGAGUGCAAUUUCAGCCUGAAGCAGGCCGCCAAGGAUAUCAAGAAGCAAGCAUAG